AUGCCCCCACGUCUAUCAAGGAGACUGGCGCAACUGCCUUUACAUUUUGGCGCCAUUCAAGCGCAAUUGACCACCCAAAAUGCCGUCCCCAUCCGUGCGUUUGGCAUUCGCUCCUUGAACCCUCCGAAGCACUCGAAAUUCAAUGACGGGCCCGACCUCCCCAUCCUCAAGUCGUCGCCCGCCGCAGCCCUCGAGCGGAAGGCAAACACGCUUCCGCUUCGUACCGGAGCUAUUGCGAUCAAGAAUGGAAUGACGGCCAUCUUUGAUCCUGAUACAGGGAAGCGCAUCCCGUGUACGGUUUUGCAGCUUGACCGUGUCCAGGUCAUCGCGCACAAGACGGUUGAUGUGCACGGAUACUACGCUGUGCAGAUGGGCGCGGGGUGGAAGCACCCUAGCAAUGUGACCAAGGCGUUAUUAGGUCAUUAUUCGGGACAAGGCGUUUCGCCAAAGCGGCAUGUGUACGAGUUCCGGGUGAAGGAUCGGAGCGGACUGCUGCCCGUUGGCGAGCUCGUCAGUGCGGAUUGGUUCCAGGAGGGUCAGUAUGUUGAUGCGAGGUCGAAUACAAAGGGUAAGGGCUUUGCCGGUGUAAUGAAGAGGCACGGCUUUGGCGGCCAAGAUCGCAGUCACGGUGUUAGUUUGACGCAUCGUUCGCUUGGUUCUGCUGGUCCUAGUCAAGGUGGUGGUUCUAGAGUGUACCCUGGGAAGAAGAUGGCGGGAAAUAUGGGGAAUGAGCAGAACACGGUGCAAAACUUGAAGAUACUCAAGGUCGAUGCGGAGAAUGGGCUAGUUCUGGUUAAUGGUUCUGUGAGCGGCCCCAAGGGAUGCGUCGUCAGGAUACAGGAUUCUAUCAAGAAGCCGUGGCCGAAAAUCCCAGAGACCAUUGUUGAAGCGUUGACAUAA
Molecule: messenger RNA, 900 nt
Organism: Aspergillus mulundensis
Lineage: Eukaryota; Fungi; Ascomycota; Eurotiomycetes; Eurotiales; Aspergillaceae
Product: mitochondrial 54S ribosomal protein uL3m
Exons: 2
Coding region: 1-900 (299 amino acids)
Biological process (GO): translation
Cellular component (GO): ribosome; mitochondrial large ribosomal subunit
Molecular function (GO): structural constituent of ribosome
Source: RefSeq, a predicted model, not a curated record